UAAAUAUAUAUAUUUAUUAUAAAUAUAUAAAUACAACAGUCACAGGAAAAACAAACUGAACAGUUCUUUUAAAAAUGAAGCUUGUAACACUAUUUUUAACAGUGUGCUUGUUAGUUACGUUCGCAUUGGGACAAAAAGGUGAAUGUGGUCCGAACGAACAAAAAGGAUGCCGGCCUUGCCCUUGCCCUGAGCGAACAUGCCAAGAUCCAAACCCCUUGUGUCCACAUUUUAAUUGUCCUAAAGUUUGUCUCCAGUUUUGCGAAUGUAUACCUGGCUACUUGAGAGACGCUGUAACCAAGAAAUGUGUACCCAAAAGUAGUUGUCCUAAGAGAGGAUAAGAAAGAAAAAUAAUACCAAAAUCAAAUAUGUUUAAUCAUCAAUUUGGCGUUUAAAAUAUAUCACUACUAAAAAUUG
Molecule: messenger RNA, 414 nt
Organism: Diabrotica virgifera virgifera (western corn rootworm)
Lineage: Eukaryota; Metazoa; Arthropoda; Insecta; Coleoptera; Chrysomelidae
Product: chymotrypsin inhibitor Ani s 6-like
Exons: 2
Coding region: 75-338 (87 amino acids)
Source: RefSeq, a predicted model, not a curated record